Messenger RNA from Staurois parvus, 266 nucleotides. Lineage: Eukaryota; Metazoa; Chordata; Amphibia; Anura; Ranidae. The record is from the annotation of a GenBank genome assembly.
GGGCCCUUGUGUCUGCAGAUAGAACCUCAGAAGCCAUGGAAGGAAUCUGGGACAACUCAUGGGGCCCCCGGGCAAUAGGGGAUCAUGGGGCCCCUGUGUCCUUGCCCAAACUCAAAAAAGCCUAUGAAAAAGGUACCAGGGGCAUCUCAUGGGGCCCCCUACUGACCCCCGGGCCCUCGGACAGUGCCCGAGUUUCCAAAUGGUCAGUCCGCCCCUGGUCAUCCCAUACUGGAGGCACCACAUUGUCUGCAGUCCAAAGAUCAGAG